Molecule: messenger RNA, 1555 nt
Organism: Impatiens glandulifera
Lineage: Eukaryota; Viridiplantae; Streptophyta; Magnoliopsida; Ericales; Balsaminaceae
Product: bZIP transcription factor TRAB1-like
Exons: 4
Coding region: 85-1350 (421 amino acids)
Biological process (GO): positive regulation of DNA-templated transcription
Cellular component (GO): nucleus
Molecular function (GO): DNA-binding transcription factor activity
Source: RefSeq, a predicted model, not a curated record
GCUGAAGAUUGGAAGCAGGUCUCUCAUGUGACUACGCUUCAAUUGAAUAACAGCCAUCUCAACUCUGACUGGACUUAUUAAGUAAUGGGAUCAUACUCGAAUUUCAGGAACUUUAAUAACGAUUUAUCGUUGCCAGAAGUCACUGGUGAGAAGACAACAAUGGAUAUCCCAUUGGCUAGUCAAUCAUCUAUAUAUUCCUUAACCUUCGACGAGUUCCAAACCACUUUAGGUGGACUUGGAAAGGAUUUUGGGUCAAUGGGGUCAAUGAACAUGGACGAGCUGUUGAGAAACAUUUGGACAGCCGAAGAAACUCAAGUAUUUGCAUCUUCUGGAGUUAAUGGGGGUGGUGUAAAUGCUCCUAGUGGUGUAUUGCCUCUCCAGAAACAGGGUUCACUAACACUGCCUAGAACUCUCAGUACGAAAACUGUGGAUGAUGUUUGGAAAGACCUGUUUAAAGAAAGCACAGAUCCAGGAUGUUCAAAUGGUGGUGGAUCGAAGUUGGAACAGAGACAGGUGACUCUGGGUGAGAUGACUUUGGAAGACUUCUUGCAGAGAGCUGGUGUUGUAAGAGAAGACAACACUAACAUCAACAACAACAACAACAACAACAACAACAACAACAAUGGUUUUUAUGCUGGAUUGCCCCAACAAACCAAUAACAAUGUCGGUUUAUCUCUAAAUUUUCAGCUACCACCAAAUCAGAAUAGUUUAGCAAUGUAUGAUCAGAUGAAUGAAAAUGUUAUUAGUUCAUCAACAACUAAGAUAACUCCUAUCUUGCCAUUUAGUAUAGCUAACAGUACUCGAUCGACACAACCAAUCUUUCCAAAGCAAACAACAAACAUGGCUUUUGCCUCCCCUGUAGUUACUAACCACGAAGCGAGAGGUCCUCCUCCUGUAGUUGGAAGGAUCAAUAAUCCCAUCUUGAAUAAUAGUUUAGUUACUGGGAUCACAAGGGUUAACGCAGUUGAUUCCCCUCGGAGUCUGAACCAAUUGAGCCCGGAUGUAAAGAGUGGUUUGGAUACUCCAUCAUAUUCCCCACCUUCUUUCGCCUUCAAUGGCGGCACAGUAAGAUCAAGAAAAUGUGGUGCUAAUAUGGAGAAGGCAAUGGAGAGAAGGCAUAAGAGGAUGAUAAAGAACAGAGAGUCUGCUGCUAGAUCACGCGAACGAAAGCAGGCAUAUACAUUGGAACUGGAAGCGGAAAUUGCGAAACUUAAAGAGAUAAACCAACAGUUGCAGAAAGAACAGGAAGAGAUAAUGGAAGCGCAGAAGAAUAAGUUACUGGAAUCGGUGAAGACGCCAUGGACGAGUAAACGAGUGUGUUUGAGGAGGACAUUGACGGGUCCUUGGUAGAGAGGAAGAAGAAGGGUUUGGCAAUAAUGAAGAAGCUUUUCUUUCGGUUUUCCGUUUUAAUCAAUGAAGAAGAUGCUCUUCAAAUACUGAGCUGCUGUUGUUUGUAUAUAUUAGUAGAGCCAGAGAGAGUCAUCUAGUGUUUUAUUUUAUAAGUUAACCAACUGACUAUUUUAUAAGUAUUUCCCACUUCAAUUAUCUUUUUAUU